This is a messenger RNA of Prorocentrum cordatum, 360 nucleotides long. The record is from the annotation of a GenBank genome assembly. NCBI's taxonomy places the organism in Eukaryota, Dinophyceae, Prorocentrales, Prorocentraceae.
AUGGUUUGCAACAUCCCGAUGGCUGUGACGCAGAGGCAUUUGCUGGACCUCAUCAACAGGUCUGGCUUCGCGAACCGUUAUGACUUCGCCUUUUUACCAACAGAUUUCGACGCUGGGACUUCGAAAGGGCACGCGUUUGUCAAUUUCGUCUCCCCCGGUGACGCCCGCGAGUUCUCAAGAAAGUGGAACGGUGCGCGGCUGACUGGGGCUGGACCCGUCGCCGCGGCUAUUCUCGAGGUCGGAGCGUCACGGCUGCAGGGCUACAGGGAGAACACCAGGAGGUGGAGUGCGAUACGGCUACGGCGUACGAAGAACCGUGAGCUCCACCCGUUCAUCGACCAGAGGCUUGUUGCCGGUUGA